Molecule: messenger RNA, 1210 nt
Organism: Cicer arietinum (chickpea)
Lineage: Eukaryota; Viridiplantae; Streptophyta; Magnoliopsida; Fabales; Fabaceae
Product: FCS-Like Zinc finger 13
Source: RefSeq, a predicted model, not a curated record
ACAAACCAUGGGUUUAGCCCAACUACUCCAUGAAAUUAUUAUUAAGACCCCUAACAUAGCUUUAUAGUUUGGUCUUAUAAAAACACCCACAUACACUUCACCUUUCUAUUCUUCCAUUCAUUCCACACUUCAACACACAAAACACAAAAACCAAUCUUUUCUAUUUUUCUUCGUAUCUUCUAUCUCUCCGAUCAUGUUGAGGAAGAGACCCUCUCCAAUGAUCGGAAAAAUAUCAGAAUUAUUGGUAUCCGGUGGCCGGAUUAUGGACACCACCGGAAGCCCAAGAGGCCCAUUAGACACAAAGAUGCAAUCACCAAGGGGCCUAAAAAACUAUCAUGACCUUGGUGGUGUUGGUCUCAAAAUUGUGGUAGCUCUUGAUAAUAAUAAAUCAUGUGAAGUAGGGCGUGAAAUUUUGCCCAAACAUGCUGUUUGUACCUCGAAUUUGAAUCGAUCAAGACCAAUCCAAGUUCAAUCCGUGAAAAACCCAAAUGGAUUUCACAAGGAUUAUUCAAGUUUGAAUGAAAUUGACAUGGGAAGCUUAGAAGAAUACACCUAUGUUACAUGUCACGUGCCUAAUAAAACCUUUACUAAGGUUUAUUACGAUGGUGGUGAAGGUGAUGUUCGAAUCCAACAUGAUUAUAACUUUAACAACAACGUUGGUGUUCUAAGAAGAUCCUCACAGCCACAAAUUUUAAUUGAGCCCGAACCAUUAUUUCCUACAUCAAAUUUUCUUAAAUCAUGUCACUUAUGUGGAAAGGAACUCCAAGGCAAAGAUAUAUACAUGUACAGAGGAGAGAAAGGAUUUUGUAGUACAGAGUGUCGUUCAAAUCAAAUAAUGAUGGAUGAACGAAAAGAGAGGUGUGGCUCAGAAGCUUCAAGGUCUGGAGAAUUGUCAAGUUCACCUUAUACAAUGGAUCAAAUAUUUUCAACUGGAAUUCUUGCAAUUUAAUUAUUCUGGCUGAGGAAAACAAUAAAUUAAUCCAAAGAUUGAUACUCUAAGUACAUUAUUUAUUAUUAUGGGUGGUAUACUAUAAUUGUUAACUAUCUCGAAUAUAUUAUGAGAAUUAAGAUAGCUAGCUACCAAAACGAAAUUUUUGAUGAGAAAAUAAUAUGUAUGAUGUUAGUAUUUUCCUUUUGCCAAGGCCACGAAUGAAAUUAAUUAUGAAAUCCAAAUCUCAAUUGCAUAGAUUGAAUUGGUUCUGUUUAUGAA